Colletotrichum orchidophilum is the source of this 201-nucleotide messenger RNA. RefSeq lists its product as uncharacterized. NCBI's taxonomy places the organism in Eukaryota, Fungi, Ascomycota, Sordariomycetes, Glomerellales, Glomerellaceae. Bases 1 to 201 code for a protein of 66 amino acids. The record is from RefSeq and is a predicted model, not a curated record. The transcript is spliced from 2 exons.
AUGCAACCCAAAACUCCGAUGCCAGCCCCUCAUAUCCGCCCCGCGAUACGCCAUCGAGGUCUCCUCGUCGUCACGGCGGCCGUCACAGCCGUCGCCGUUAGCUUCAGAUACACGGCCCUGUCCCGACGGACGAACGAACAAAACCAGUGCUCGAGCAAUCCGUACUACGUCAGCGUUGACAGGAGCGGUGGCGGGAUCUAA